AUGGCUUCCUCAUCACGAUUUUUUCCUUUGUCAGGCUCUAAUUCUUCAUCAUCUUCUUCAUCAUCCUCUUUAUUAGAUAACGUUAUUGACUCGAUGAUUCAAUGUAAUCAAGAUGCCUUUCGUGAGAUUUUGAAUUCAGUGAAGCCAGAGAUAGUAGAACAAGUUUUUAAACCACGUAAGAGGCGGUACAUUCAUCGUGAUCGAGAGGGAAGCCACCGUCAACUAAUGAAAGACUACUUUGACGAGAAUUGCACAUAUCCACCGGAGUACUUUCACAGACGAUUCAGGAUGCGACGAGAACUAUUUCUUCGUAUCCUGAAUGAUGUUAAAGCUUAUGACGACUACUUCAUCCAAAAAAGGGAUGCAACAGGUCGUUUGGGGUUGUCUUCUAUACAAAAGAUGACAACAGCAAUAUGUAUACUCGCAUAUGGUUGUGCAGCCGAUCAUUGUGACGAGUAUAUUAAAAUUGGUGAGAACACUGCUAUUGAAACCCUGAUGACAUUUUGUAAGGCUGUUAUUGGUGUGUAUGGGGAAGAGUAUAUGCGCCCACCCAACGAAGCCGACAUAGCACGACUACUUCAAGAAGGGGAGGAGAGAGGAUUCCCCGUUACUGGUCAAAUUCCUCCGGUUAAUUUCGUUGUGAAUGGCCAUUACCAUACAAUGGGGUCUUACCUAUCUGAUGGUAUAUACCCUAAGUGGGCAACUUUGAUGCAGACCAUCCCGCACCCAACUACAGCAAACGAACAACUUUUUGCUCAAAGACAGGAAGCCUGUAGGAAAGAUGUGGAGCGAGUUUUUGGGGUCUUGCAGAGCAAGUGGGCAAUAACGAAAGGACCAGUGCGUUUUUGGGAUAAAGGGGACUUGUGCCUUAUAAUGAAAAUGUGCAUCAUCCUUCACAACAUGAUCAUUGAAGAUGAGUGCCAUGCCAAUGUUAGAAGAUGA
Molecule: messenger RNA, 942 nt
Organism: Cornus florida
Lineage: Eukaryota; Viridiplantae; Streptophyta; Magnoliopsida; Cornales; Cornaceae
Exons: 2
Coding region: 1-942 (313 amino acids)
Source: RefSeq, a predicted model, not a curated record